This is a messenger RNA of Caenorhabditis briggsae, 420 nucleotides long. The record is from RefSeq and is a predicted model, not a curated record. Lineage: Eukaryota; Metazoa; Nematoda; Chromadorea; Rhabditida; Rhabditidae. The transcript is spliced from 5 exons. The coding region runs from base 1 to 420 and encodes 139 amino acids.
AUGAAUGGCACGGUUCAGCUCGCCAGAGAACGGAUCAUUCACAGACUCUUGCUGCAAAAGAUUCUAGGACUCUUCUCCAAAUGUAUAAAUGAUGACGUGCGCAUGUUUGUGGAUAGCGGAAUCGAAGAUCCAUUCAAGAAGAUGACAGGCGAAAUGUAUCAUGAACACAUCGAGGAAAACGCUGUGGAUGAAAUUGAGAGAGACCUGGUCGCCGCUCAUCGCAAAUUGGAUCGAUUCUCAGAAGCGUUCGACUGCAACUGCACCAAUGGCUGCACCGCGACUUCCCCGUGGAAGUUAUGGACAAAGCCUUCUACACGGAAGCGAUUCAUGACCCGGAGUCCAUCCGUCACUACGGUUGCAGCCAAUUUUGCAAGUGCAAAGGACAGUGCAAGAAAGCGUUCCCAAAGCCACCUGUCCUGA